This is a messenger RNA of Nannospalax galili (Upper Galilee mountains blind mole rat), 2061 nucleotides long. RefSeq names its product HCK proto-oncogene, Src family tyrosine kinase (gene Hck). Gene Ontology annotation, biological process: protein phosphorylation; cell surface receptor protein tyrosine kinase signaling pathway; cell differentiation. The record is from RefSeq and is a predicted model, not a curated record. Gene Ontology annotation, molecular function: ATP binding; signaling receptor binding; non-membrane spanning protein tyrosine kinase activity. The coding region runs from base 237 to 1748 and encodes 503 amino acids. The transcript has 13 exons. Gene Ontology annotation, cellular component: extrinsic component of cytoplasmic side of plasma membrane. NCBI's taxonomy places the organism in Eukaryota, Metazoa, Chordata, Mammalia, Rodentia, Spalacidae.
CUGCUUCCAGCCUGGGCGCACAGUACCCGCUCCCAGGACCGUGGGAGAGCUGCAGAGCCCCUCGGACCCGCGGCACCGAGCUCUCGGAGGCCGCUGUAGCCUCCGUUGCCGGGGAAUCGGCGUCGCUUCCUCCCGUCACAGACGGUCGCCACCGGCCGCUGGGGGCUGCAGAGCUGGGGGGCCGCUCGAGCUGCGAAGAUCCCGGCCGCCCGCGGGGCGAGGAGCGGGCGCCCAGGAUGGGAUGCAUAAAGUCCAAGUUCCUUCAGGAUGUAAGUAAGACCUCAAAAACAGAGCCAAGUGCCAAUCAGCGGAGCCCUGUCUAUGUACCGCAUCCCACAUCUUCCAGCAAGCUGGGACCAAACAGCAGCAACAGCAUGCCCCCCGGGUUUGUAGAGGGCUCUGAGGACAUCGUUGUGGUUGCCCUGUAUGACUAUGAGGCCAUUCACCAUGAAGACCUCAGUUUCAAGAAGGGGGACCAGUUGCUGGUCCUCGAAGAGUCUGGAGAGUGGUGGAGGGCACGGUCCCUGGCCACCCGGAGAGAGGGCUAUAUGCCAAGCAACUAUGUGGCUCGUGUUAACUCUCUGGAAACAGAGGAGUGGUUCUUCAAGGGCAUCAGCCGGAAGGAUGCAGAGCGCCACCUCCUGGCACCGGGCAAUGUGCUGGGCUCCUUCAUGAUCCGGGACAGUGAGACCACCAAAGGGAGCUACUCUUUGUCCGUGCGAGACUAUGACCCCCAACAAGGGGACACGGUGAAGCAUUACAAGAUCCGGACACUGGACAGUGGAGGCUUCUAUAUCUCCCCGAGGAUCACCUUCAGCAACCUGCAGGAGCUGGUGGCCCACUACAAGAAGGGGAAGGACGGGCUCUGCCAGAAGCUGUCUGUGCCGUGUGUGUCUCCCAAGCCCCAGAAGCCAUGGGAGAAAGAUGCCUGGGAAAUCCCUCGAGAAUCCCUCCAGAUGGAGAAGAAACUUGGAGCUGGGCAGUUUGGAGAAGUGUGGAUGGCCACCUACAACAAGCACACCAAGGUGGCAGUGAAGAUGAUGAAGCCAGGGAGCAUGUCGGUGGAGGCCUUCCUGGCAGAGGCCAACCUGAUGAAGACACUGCAGCACGACAAACUGGUGAAGCUGCAUGCCGUGGUCACACAGGAGCCCAUCUUCAUCGUAACUGAGUUCAUGGCCAAAGGAAGCCUGCUGGACUUUUUGAAAAGUGAAGAAGGCAGCAAGCAGCCCUUACCAAAGCUCAUUGACUUCUCAGCCCAGAUUGCAGAAGGCAUGGCUUUCAUCGAGCAGAGGAACUACAUUCACCGAGACCUCAGGGCUGCCAACAUCUUGGUCUCUGCAUCGCUGGUAUGUAAGAUUGCUGACUUUGGCCUAGCUCGGGUCAUCGAGGACAACGAGUACACAGCUAGAGAAGGAGCCAAGUUCCCCAUCAAGUGGACAGCUCCUGAAGCCAUCAACUUUGGUUCCUUCACCAUUAAGUCAGACAUCUGGUCCUUUGGUAUCCUGCUGAUGGAGAUUGUAACCUAUGGCCGGAUCCCUUACCCAGGAAUGACCAACCCAGAAGUGAUCCGAGCACUAGAGCACGGGUACCGGAUGCCUCGACCAGAGCAUUGCCCAGAAGAGCUGUACAACAUCAUGACCCGUUGCUGGAAGAACCGCCCAGAGGAGCGGCCCACCUUUGAAUACAUCCAGAGUGUGCUGGAUGACUUCUACACAGCCACUGAGAGCCAGUAUCAACAGCAGCCUUGAUGGACAGGAUGGGAGCAGAGCCAGGAGCCCCAGCAGUGCCUGUGCUGAGCUCUAGUGCCACCACCAUUCUUCCCACUCCCAGUCACCUACACACACACACACACACACACACACACACACACACACACACUCCAGACAUUCCUCAGCUAUGAAGUGGGCAGGUUGGCCUUCACAUCUCUUUUUGACUCUAGCCAUCUGCAAUCUGCUGUUCUCAAGAGGCCCACAAGUUGAUAUUUCCAUUGCUUGGGAUAGCUGAAUUCCAGCUACAGUUGUGGUUUAAAAUAACAAGUAUUUAAAUAAAAGAUACGAUAUC